Molecule: messenger RNA, 2085 nt
Organism: Ramularia collo-cygni
Lineage: Eukaryota; Fungi; Ascomycota; Dothideomycetes; Mycosphaerellales; Mycosphaerellaceae
Product: related to BPL1-biotin holocarboxylase synthetase
Exons: 2
Coding region: 1-2085 (694 amino acids)
Biological process (GO): protein modification process
Cellular component (GO): cytoplasm
Molecular function (GO): biotin--[biotin carboxyl-carrier protein] ligase activity
Source: RefSeq, a predicted model, not a curated record
AUGCCUCCUACAAAACGCAUCAAUAUCCUGGUCUAUUCUGGAGCAGGUGCAUCUCUUUCUUCGGUCCGUCAUGCCACCUGGUCACUUCGUCGUCUUCUUGGACCGCACUACGCCGUUCUUACCGUAACUUCCGAUCAAAUAUUGAAGGAACCCUGGCCGGCUUCUUGUGCUAUGCUGGUCAUGCCUGGCGGUGCUGAUAUGGGAUACUGUCGCACGUUGAACGGCGAAGGGAACCGCAGGAUCCGUCAGUAUGUCUCCAUGGGUGGCAAAUAUCUUGGACUUUKCGCCGGCGGAUAUUACGGGAGUUCCAAGUGUGAAUUUGAGGUCGGAAAGAAGGGCAUGGAGGUUGUGGGUGAGAGAGAAUUGGCGUUCUUUCCUGGUGUUGUUAGAGGUCUGGCAUUUCCAGGCUUCGUCUACGCUAGUGAGGCUGGCGCAAGAGUCGUUGACUUGAAAGUGGCCCAGCAAGCGUUGGGCGAUGUGAUUCAAUGUCAGGACUUCAACUCAUACUAUAAUGGUGGAGGUGCGUUCGUGGAUGCGGACAAGUAUGAAGGUGUGGAAGUCCUGGCAAGCUUUGGUGAUGAUCUUGCCGUCGAUGCAGGGAAGGGUAAAGCUGCAGUGGUGUAUUGCAAGGUAGGAGAUGGUGCUGCAAUUCUUACGGGACCACAUCCCGAAUUCGCCGGUAUCAACCUCAACCGUGACGAGCCAUCCAAUCCUCACUACGGCGACAUCGUGGAUGCCCUCCUUGCUGAUGAUACGAAGAGAACCGAUUUCAUGAAAGCAUGCUUAACAAAACUAGGCCUGACAGUUAGUCAGGACAAUCAAUCGGUACCGUCACUCUCUCGUUUGCAUCUCUCAUCUGCACUCAAUGGCGAAGUUGCUGAACUUUUACAAUCGUGGCAAGAGGCGGGCAUCAUCAUCAAUGAAGAUGGCGAAAGUUGCAUCAAAGGCGAGCAAGACACCUUUCGUCUGGAGAAGACGAAUGAGUGGAGUAUGGCUGGUAUCACCCAAGCCAUUACCGACGUUAUCCCCAAUCCUAUCAAGAACGCUGUCUCUUCUGCUCCCUCAGCACAGAGUCCCAAAACAGAAACUGAUUCCAGCGAACCGGAUAGAAUCCUCGACUAUAACGCCGUCAUCAAGCGCAUCCUCCCUCAUACGACCUCCCUCCCGGAUCCCAAAUCAACACCUCAUUUCAACCACCACGCAUUCUACGCCAACCUCAAACACUAUCAAUCUCUCCACCCCGAAAUCUCAGGCGAUUACGGCCGCGUUCUCCUCUACGGGGAAGUCAUAACAAGCACACAAUCGAUCCUCGACAAAAAUCCCACCUGGCUUUCCCACCUCCCAAUAGGCACAACCGCCACGGCAACAACUCAGCUCGUCGGCCGUGGUCGCGGAACAAAUGUCUGGAUCGCACCACCUGGAAGUCUAGUCUUCAGCACCAUCCUCAAGCACAGCUUAUCCCUAUCGAACUCCGCGCCUGUGGUCUUCGUUCAAUAUCUCGCGGCACUAGCUAUUGUAGCCGGAAUCCAAAACUACGAUAAAGGCUACAGUAAACUUCCCAUCAAACUUAAGUGGCCCAAUGAUGUCUACGCUUUGGAUCCCACUACAAAGCCAGGUGAAGAGGAGAGAUACGUGAAGAUCAGCGGCGUAUUGGUCAAUUCUUCUUAUAGUGGUGGCGACUACACACUGAUCGUAGGAAUUGGACUCAACGUCUUGAACGCUGCACCUACCACCUCCCUUCAGCAUCUCGCUCAAAAGGCUCACCUCCAACCUCCGACUUUGGAAAAGUUACUGGCGAGCAUUCUCGUGGAGUUCGAGGCGUUGUAUGCAAGAUUCUGUCGUACGGGCUGGGAUAAGAGAUUUGAAGACAUGUACUAUGCUACUUGGCUACAUUCUGGUCAGAUUGUCACGCUGGAGGUCGAGGGCGGUGCGAGGGCGAAGAUCAGGGGCAUCACAAGUGAUUGGGGACUGUUGGUUGCUGAAGAGCUGGGAUUUGAGGAUCGGCCUACUGGGAGACGAUGGGAAUUGCAGAGCGAUUCCAAUAGCUUUGACUUCUUCAAGGGCUUGGUCAAGAGGAAGGCCUGA